AUGGCUUCUCAACUCGCUCAUAUACCAGAGGUCAAGCGUCUGAGUCCAGCUUGCAUGCGUAUACUAGCCGGCAACCCGAGCAAAUUCACCCUGCAAGGCACCAACACCUACCUAGUCGGCACCGGGUCGGACAGGUUGCUGAUCGACACCGGUGAGGGCAAACCGUCGUGGCUCGCCGCUUUGAAGCGUGUGCUCGACGACGAGAAAGCCACCGUCGAGAAAGCUCUUCUCACGCAUUGGCACCAUGAUCAUACUGAAGGGGUUCUUGACCUGCUGGAGCUGUCGCCUCACACCGCCGUCUACAAAUGCGACCCGACGGAAGGCCAGCUGGACAUCGCAGAUGGACAGACCUUCGAAGUUGAGGGCGCUACUCUGACAGCCGUGCACACUCCGGGUCAUACAACGGACCACAUGGCAUUCAUCUUGCAAGAAGAGGAUUCCCUCUUCACCGGUGACAAUGUCUUGGGUCAAGGUACCGCCGUCUUCGAAGACCUCGGAACCUAUCUCAAGAGUCUGGCUAGGAUGGAGCGUCUGGUGUCUGGUCGCGCGUAUCCCGGUCACGGUCCCAUGGUGUCGGACGCGAAAGCCAAGAUUGCCGAAUAUAUAUCGCACCGGCACCAGCGGGAGGUGCAGGUACUGCAGACCUUGGGUUCUGCCAAGGACGCUCCUAGUAUGUCUCCAUCGGACAUCUCGGAGCAGGUCGGCGCCUGGACACCCAUGGAGUUGGUCAAGGUUAUAUAUCGCGAUGUUCCCGAGAGUCUUCACCUGCCCGCGUCUGGCGGCGUGGUCCAGAUCUUGCGGAAGCUUCGGGAUGAGGACAGGGUCGUGCUGGAAGACGGAGACAGAUGGCGCCUCAAGGGCAGACCGAGCUUAUGA
Messenger RNA from Anthostomella pinea, 876 nucleotides. The record is from the annotation of a GenBank genome assembly. Lineage: Eukaryota; Fungi; Ascomycota; Sordariomycetes; Xylariales; Xylariaceae.